CCCCUCUAGAUCGAUUUGGCUAGAAGGGAUACAGGCAAUUCAAUACCGCAUUCUUUUUGUCACGCUGACAAUAGUUGAUUAAUAUAUAUAUUUUUUAUUGUAAGGUUAGGUUUAGGGUAGGCGUUAACUAAUGUAAUUUAUUGUAAUUAUAUGGCGAGGUUGUGAACCAUUUCCGGCCGUAGCUGUGUCCCUUCUAGCCACAACCUUCUAAGUUAGAUGGUGGCGGAACGUGCACGCGCUGAAACGGGAAUGGCUGCCCUAGAUCGGCGGAUUUCCAUUCUUGAUUUUGUAGGGCAAAGCUGGACCUCUUGGAUCGACAAAGUGGCCCUAUCCACACCGGAGGUGCUUAUUAUAGGGACCUCUCUGGAAGAGUGCGGCAAAAAUGUGAAGAAAAAGAUGGAGACGACUACUCUUAAAAAAGAGGACAUGUCUAUAUAUGGUCACUGCCCAGCACAUGAUGACUUUUUCCUGGUGGUGUGCAUCCAUUGUGGUCAGCUGGUGAAACCACAAGCUUUUGAGAGACAUUGUGAGAGUCGACAUAGUCCCUUCAGCAAGCUCUACGGCCUUUCAUCCAACUGCUCUCCAGACCGGCCCCAGCAGGGUAAACCCCCUUCCCAGCAUGGCAGCCUCUGUGAGGGUCAAGACAGGAGGCACCAGGAUGCCAGAGCCCCACGAGUCCCACCACCACACUCUCCCCACCAGGGACGCUCCAAACCACAGCGUGAAGUACACAGUAUUCAGCAGGUGGAUAACAUUUUCCAUGGAACACCUGCAUCACCUUUGCAUUUUUCCACCCCCGGUCCCAGAGACCCACACCAUCGGGGACCCACUCCACCAAAAGCACUCCCACCAGCUGAGAAACCUCUCCAGAAGAGUUUGGAUUUUCACAGUCCCCAUCAUGGAACAAGAACAUACAGCAGAACUUACAAAAAUGUCCUUAAGAAAGAUUGUGAUUUGGACAAGCACUGUGGGGUGAUGGAUCCCGAGAGAAAGAAACUGUGCACAAGACUGCUUACGUGUAAUAUACACUCUGUCCACCAGCGCCGAAAGGUGGUGGGAAGGAGCAAAGCCUUUGACCAGCUUGUAACAGAACUAAAGAUGAACUCAAAGCCUCGAGAGCGCCCCCCUCUGCCCAAAGAGGUUACUGGUGGAGGCUUUGCUCAGCUUGGAUCUCAGUGCACUCCCCUGCACUCCAAAUGCCAAAUUCCUAACGCUUCUGUUCUCAGGUCUAUGACUCCAUCAGACAGUGCUGUAGAAAUGAAGCAGAAGGUCAUGCGCUCUGAGGAGUUGCAGUUGGAGUCUCUCUCAGCGGGUUUCUCCAGUGAGGAGAAUGAUGAUGAGAACCGCGAAGAAUUUGUUCAUCUGCCUUUGAGCAUUUGCCACCCGAAACCCCUAGGGUUUUGUACCUUCGGAGCAUGUGUACUUGGGCGUAGCAUGUUAGCGUUCGACAGAAGGCUGCUUCACCUGCGCUCAGCUUUCACUGCCAUGAUUGAGCAGCACCUCAGCACUUAUCUGUGGAAGAAAAUGCCUCAGGUCUCAGAACUAUGUUCUUAUCAACCCCUUGUCACCACAAACACCUGCAAUUCUAAUAAUGCCACAAACAGCUCACGUCCCAGCCAUAAGAACCCUUCUCUUAGGACUAGCACCUCAGGAAAAUCAGAACUCCAGCCUAUAAACUUAACAACCCCCUCCAAACUACCAACAAAAUCCCAGUCAGUCUCAGGUCCUGGUCGGCCACGCAACCCUGUGGGUCAGACCAGGAAACAAUCUUUGCAGGCCACAUUCAGGGAGCUUCAGGAUAGUCCCACAGCCAGUAAGCGGCGGAAAUCUCCCCUAGGGGAUGAGGAAUUGCCAAGACAGGGCAAAAUCUUGUACAGAACCGCAACGUCAUCUCCACAUGGACCGUUCAAUGGCACACCUAGCAGUAAACCACAUCCAUCAGUUUAUGCCACUGAAAUAAAGGGGCUGAUCAAGCAAAAGCCCACCCACAUGACCUCUCCUCCUCCCUCAGAAUCUGAUGAAGGAGAAGCCUCAGGGCCGAAUCACAGGACGCUGGGGUAUGAGAAUAAAGGCAGGAAACGUAAGACCAGCAGCGCCUCUCUUCCCAAAAACACUUCAUGUGCCCCAAAAUCCAGCAUCCUCUUCUCUCUUUCCCAAACUCACUCCAGUCUGGCUUCCUGGGGUGGAGAUGGCAGACCAGGUUCAAACUCUCACACUGUGCCAAAAAAACCUGGCGCACAGAAGCCAAAGCUUCUUCACUGAGGGAGUCUGCCUUAAACUGCUCCAGAAGCACAGGCUUACUGCCAUGUAUUUGCCACAGACAUUAUGCACAUGAUGGACUAUAGAGGACUGUAUAUAUGCUUUUGUAUCCUAUAUUUAUAUGUGAGUGAAUGUAUAGGUGGGUAACCUGCAACUCAAUACCUCAUGAUCUUCUUUAUGCUGCUAAACUCCAACAUGUUUGUUUUCUCGUUGUAAAUGAAUGGAGAUUAUUGAUCCCACCACUAGAUGGCACUAGACAUUCUAAUUGUACAUAUGCGACCCAACGAAAAUCAAUAUGUCAUUGAAAACCUGUAUAUAAUUCUUCUGUUGAACACUAAAAAUAUAUUUUUUAGAAAUGUC
Messenger RNA from Triplophysa rosa, 2619 nucleotides. It is a transcript of the gene atxn7l2b, whose product is annotated as ataxin 7-like 2b. Bases 217 to 2262 code for a protein of 681 amino acids. Lineage: Eukaryota; Metazoa; Chordata; Actinopteri; Cypriniformes; Nemacheilidae. The transcript has 10 exons. The record is from RefSeq and is a predicted model, not a curated record.